GGCACAUGCACAGUCAACACACACAAGUCUGGUAACCUGUGAUGAAGGUGAAGAUGAUGAUGACGAUGAAGCUCACAUCUCAAGUUCUCCAGUGAUAUGUUCAGUGGGCGGGCCGUUCUUGGGGAGGACAGCUCGGUCAUGGCCCGCAUGCAGAAGAAGUUCUGGAAGACCAAGCAGGUUCUGAUCAAAGUCACGGGGAAGAAGGAGGAUGAAUUAUGUGGUGGCUUCAGACGCCGAUCUAGAUGCCAAACUAGAGGCGCCAGCCCAUCCGCUUUGAGCGCACAACUGAUGAUCUUGAACACGCCCAGCAUCCUGAAUCAGCCUCGGCGUCAGAAGUCACUUCGAGUCGGAGAAGUAAACUCCGAGUCUAGCUAGGCACCUUCACUGUAAUAAGAAACCUGAAGCCGCUUUGGCUUCAUCUUCUCAUCAGCACUCGGAGGAGGAACCUGUCAGCAUUGUCUAGGAAACUAGCAGAGAGAAGCCUGCCUUUCAGAUUAUGGAUGGAUAUGGGUUCUCCAGUGAUAUGUUCAGUGGGCGGGCCGUUCUUGGGGAGGACAGCUCGGUCAUGGCCCGCAUGCAGAAGAAGUUCUGGAAGACCAAGCAGGUUCUGAUCAAAGCCACAGGGAAGAAGGAGGAUGAGUAUGUGGUGGCUUCAGACGCCGAUCUAGAUGCCAAACUAGAGUUCUUUCGCUCGGUGCAGAGCACAUGCACAGAGCUGCUGAAGGUGAUUGAGAAAUACCAACAACGAAUCACACAUCUGUCCCAGGAGGAGAAUGAGUUGGGCCUGUUCCUGCGUUUCCAGGCAGAGCAUGACAAAACCAAAGCGGGCAAUAUGAUGGACGCCACCAGCAAGGCCCUCUGCGCCUCAGCCAAGAAGAGGAUGGCCCUGUGUCCCCCUCUCCACCGGAUGGAGCAGGAAGUGGAGACGUUCCGGCGGCGUGCCAUUGCCGACACACUGCUGACGGUGAGCCGCAUGGAGAAGUCCCGCACGGAAUACCGCGGAGCGCUGCUCUGGAUGAAGGACGUCUCGCAGGAGCUGGAUCCCGACACCUACAAGCAGCUGGAGAAGUUCCGCAAGGUUCAAGCACAGGUCAGAACGACGAAGGUGCAGUUUGACAAGCUGAAGAACGACGUGUGUCAGAAGGUGGACAUGUUAGGAGCCAGCCGCUGCAACAUGCUCUCCCACUCACUCUGCACCUACCAGACUACACUCCUGCAAUACUGGGAGAAGACUGCCCACAUGAUGUCUGCCAUCCACGAGGCCUUUAAGGGAUAUGUUCCCUACCAGUUUACCACAAUAAAGGAGUUGAGGGACCCUAUGGACCAGUUAGCAGAGGCUCAAGCAGAGCAGGACAACAAGGAGAAGGCUAUGCAGACACAAACAAACAAUCUGGUGUCUCUGGAGGAAGAGAAUCCUGGACAGAUGGCACCUGACAAUGUCUCCACCCUUGCGUUGGAUGGACAGAGUCGGGACAGUGAUAGCUCCCUAUGCGCCAGCCUGGACGCUGCCCUGUUUGAGCUCUCUGGCCCCUUUAGCCCUACCAACACAGAUGACGACUUUUUGCUCAUGACCCCUGACCUCCCCCUUACUCCGACCCCAGAUGCCACACUCACCCCCACCCUGCCCACACGACUCCCACCGCCGUCCGCUGGUGCUUCAUGGGGGUUUAGCCCUCCUCCAGGGGAACAGCUGGAGGCCUCCCCCAGCUCCCAGCUCCCUCACUGGGGUAUGAGAGACCUGCUGUUCGACCUGCCCCAGCAGCCGUUUUCUGGACUCUCCGUCGGACCAGCGGGAGGUGCUGGACAGGCGGAGGAGCAGGACGACGAGGCUGACCGCGGAGACCUGUCCUUCCUCCGCGACUUGCUCAGCCCCGGCGGCGCCUCCGCCAGCGACGAGUUCAGCCGCGAGUGGCAGGACGCCUUUGGCUCCUUCGAGUCGCCUCCCACCUCCCUCCCCACGGGUCCCUCGUCCUCCCAGCAGCCCCAGGGAGGUGUGGUCAGUGGGGCGGCCCCCUCCUCACCCUCCCAGCCCCCCAGCCCCACCGGCUUCCUCCCCUCCCAGCUCCUGGACCACAGCCUCAGCGCCACAGGUCGGUGGGCCAGAGGAGUCAAGGGUUCAGGGUCUUAUGAUACAUGGGGCUGGGCCACUCCACCCAUGUUCCAGGCGGCUCCCCUACAGGCUCCGUCUGCUGCCGGCCUGGCCACGGCCCCCCAAAGCAGCCCCCGAGCCUCAGUCAGCGCUCCAAAAGGUGGUGCACGGGACAUGUCGGCCUGGUUCAACCUCUUUGCUGAUCUGGACCCACUGUCAAACCCUGACGCCAUUGGACGGUCUGAUGAAGAACUCCUCAAUGCUUGAGUCGUAGAUGUGAGAGGAGUUCCUGUGGCGUCGUGGAGUUGGAGCUGCUGCUGUCUGAGCCUGAGUGAGAGUGAAGAAAAGCUACGCCCUGUGCAGUCCCACGAGUGUGUUUGUGCACGUCACAGCUGGAGAUGCAUCACUGCUGUUCACCCGCUGCCCACCUGAAUAAAAACAUUCUGAAUGUUCUGGAGGGGCUGCUGGUGGACAUUCAGGCUGUGGGUGGACCACAAACAACAACAACAACAACAGCAUCAAAAAAACACAUCAUGAAUGUCAUGAGUCUGGAGGUCUCCAAACCACUCUGGGCUAAAUCUCUUAGUUUCUCUCUCUCUCUCUCUCUCUCUCUCUCUCUCUCUCUCUCUCUCUCUCUCUCUCUCUCUCUCUCUCUGAAACACACAUACAAAACACACAAUACGCAUAAAAAACCCCAUUCUCUGUCCUUUUUAUCUGUUGCCAAGUGUGUGUGUGUGUGUGUGUGUGUGUGUGUGUGUGUGUGUGUGUGUGUGUGUGUGUGUGUGUGUGUGUGUGUGUGUGUGCGCGUGUGCCCCUAUGUAUUCUCCAAACUCUAAUGGAAACAGACUAUUUAUCACUAAUGAAAUUAAAAUAUAUUUAUUCCUUGUUACAUACAGAUAACUAGAUGUAGAAAAAAAAACAUACAAUCUAUGUUUUGUAUGAGCAGCACAUUUUUGAUGAGGCGUGGAAGGUAUUGGGUGCUAAACCUCUCACUGGAGACGGAUUGAGAAUCCUUACAAGGGACUGGUUUGCAUGUAUUUAUAUGGCUCUGUGGUCUGCGAUAUAUUGCGUUUUCACUCUGCCCUGAAACGGGGCAAGGAGAAGGAUGUAUUUUUAGAGAUAUGCAAGUGCGCUGAUGUGAGUGCAGUGAAACACAUUUAUUUCUGUCCUCAGAAACAUAUUCUUAUUAUAAUAGCCCCUCAGUACUAAGAGACACUAAUCAUCAGCUGCCGUCGAAUCGCUAGUCAUUACUGCUAGUUGGAGAGAGGGCAUUAGAACGCAUUUGUGUAGAGUAUCUUCUGAAGUAUAUCCAAAGCAAAACUGAAACUGUCCUGUGCCAUCACAGUCUGUUAGUGAUCUCUGGCUGUGUGGAAGCUUUAUUUAGAAACUCCUCUCCAAACUCAGUCACAUCCCAUUGCUAGAUCACAUGGAAACGUUACUAGUCUUACAGAGGGAGCUGGUUUUGUUAUACCAAGGGAAUGGAAUAUGCAAUACCUUUAGUGAGAUUAUGUUAAUAGCCAUUAUCGGUCAUUAUCGGUCACCACCUGUCUAGAGCAUAAGAGAGGAGUAAAUCUGAGCUAGACUUUUACUCUACUGUGUCUGUGGGAGUUGAUGGACAGGCAGUUGCCUAAGAGAAUCGUUCACCUGAAGGAGUUGUUGAAUGAAGGCUUGUACAGGUCACCGGAUGAAAUCGUUUUUUUCCCCGCCUCACAUGAGUCUGGACUUGGAUCAGUUAUCUACAUUUGCUGAGCACUAACUGAAUGCUCACCUUUAUUGCAGCUACAGGUAAUUUUGUACAUAUACAGUAAGUUUCCAUAGAAAUGUUCAGUGGCCCAGUCGCACCACUAGAUGAAUGAUUUCACAUACUACUGAAUGGUGUUCUACUGUGCAGAACAGAAUGUCUCUGGCUAAAGGACAUUGGAGGGGAGGUGUUGUAUGCAGGGACUGGACAGGAAGCUUUUUGGGUCAAAACCGCUGUUUAGUCGUGUUUUUGGGACAUCACUGUCUCUGCAUUCUGGACUUGAUAUCAUCUCAUUUUCUGAACUAUUUUUCCGUUUUGUAUGGGAUGUUGUUCAUACAGAACACAUUUUCUAGCACCAGGCUUGAUUGUUUGGGUAAUGGUAACUUUGCUUUUGUUUUGUUGUUUUUUUUCCUUUAAUUCCAGACACUGAAAGAAUGUAUUCUGCACCAAUCAUAAUGCUUGAUUCUUUGAUUUUAAUAUUACUAUGCCUUUUCUGUAUAACAAAAAAAGAUGCAAUGUCAAAAUGUGGUUGGAUGAGAACUGGACAAUGUGAGUCAGGGUGUUUGAUAUCUAAUAAACUAUGUAAUGUUUGAGUAA
This is a messenger RNA of Alosa alosa (allis shad), 4427 nucleotides long. It is a transcript of the gene ical1, whose product is annotated as islet cell autoantigen 1-like. The record is from RefSeq and is a predicted model, not a curated record. NCBI's taxonomy places the organism in Eukaryota, Metazoa, Chordata, Actinopteri, Clupeiformes, Clupeidae. Gene Ontology annotation, cellular component: Golgi apparatus. Gene Ontology annotation, molecular function: protein domain specific binding. Gene Ontology annotation, biological process: regulation of transport. The transcript has 19 exons. Bases 497 to 2356 code for a protein of 619 amino acids.